GUGACGGAGUCGGCUCGGGCCUCCCACGCGCGUCUCCCGGUCGCCGCACGGUGCAUCCCGGACCCGCGGACUCUCACGUGCCACCGCUUGCAUCCCCGCCGCCCCGCUCCCCGCCGCUCCCCGCUGACGUCACCGCGGCCCCGCCUCCCCAGGGCCCCGGGCCGCCGGCGGGGGCUGCCCGGGGGAGUCAGUUGCGGCGGCGGGGAGCUCGGCGGAGGGCGGGCCGGGGCUCCGGGGGCCAUGCCGAGGAAGAAGCCCUUCAGCGUGAAGCAGAAGAAGAAGCAGCUGCAGGACAAGCGGGAGCGGAAGCGAGGGCUCCAAGAUGGGCUGCGCUCCAGUUCCAACAGCCGCAGCGGUAGCCGGGAGCGGCGGGAGGAGCAGACGGACACGUCGGAUGGGGAAUCCGUGACCCAUCAUAUCCGCAGGCUCAACCAGCAACCGUCCCAGGGCCUGGGGCCCAGAGGCUACGACCCCAACCGAUACCGGCUGCAUUUUGAACGGGACAGCCGUGAGGAGGUGGAGAGGAGAAAGAGAGCGGCCAGAGAGCAAGUGUUGCAACCGGUUAGUGCUGAAGUGUUAGAGUUGGAUAUUCGGGAAGUGUAUCAGCCUGGCUCAGUCCUGGACUUUCCCCGGCGGCCUCCUUGGAGUUAUGAGAUGUCCAAGGAACAGCUAAUGAGCCAGGAGGAGCGGAGCUUCCAGGAAUACCUUGGGAAGAUACACGGGGCGUACACUUCGGAGAAACUCAGCUACUUUGAGCACAAUCUGGAGACAUGGAGGCAGCUGUGGCGGGUGUUAGAGAUGUCUGACAUCGUCUUGCUCAUUACUGACAUCCGACAUCCGGUUGUGAACUUCCCACCAGCACUUUACGAGUAUGUAACUGGAGAGCUCGGGCUGGCCCUGGUGCUGGUCUUGAACAAGGUGGACCUGGCCCCGCCGGCUCUCGUGGUUGCCUGGAAGCAUUAUUUUCACCAGCGCUACCCCCAGCUCCACAUCGUCUUGUUCACCUCUUUCCCUCGGGACACGCGCACUGCACAGGAGCCUGGUGGUGUCUUGAAGAAGAAUCGGAGACGGGGGAAAGGAUGGACUCGGGCGCUGGGACCAGAGCAGUUGCUGAGAGCCUGUGAAGCCAUCACUGUGGGGAAAGUGGACUUGAGCAGCUGGCGUGAGAAGAUUGCUAGGGACGUGGCCGGGGCCUCCUGGGGUAACGUCUCUGGUGAGGAAGAGGAGGAGGAAGACGGGCCAGCAGUACUGGUAGAGCAGCUGACUGACUCAGCCAUGGAGCCCACGGGCCCCUCCAGGGAGCGCUACAAGGACGGGGUGGUGACUAUUGGCUGUGUAGGUUUUCCCAAUGUGGGGAAGUCCUCUCUGAUCAACGGGCUGGUGGGGCGGAAGGUGGUGAGUGUCUCCAGAACGCCAGGCCACACCCGGUAUUUUCAGACCUACUUUCUCACCCCCUCUGUGAAGCUCUGUGACUGCCCGGGCCUUAUCUUCCCCUCUCUGCUGCCCAGGCAGCUGCAGGUUCUGGCUGGAAUCUAUCCCAUUGCCCAGAUCCAGGAGCCCUACACUUCUGUGGGCUACCUGGCCUCCAGAAUCCCUGUGCAGGCCCUGUUGCACCUGCGUCACCCAGAGGCAGAGGACCCUUCGGCUGAGCACCCCUGGUGUGCCUGGGACAUCUGUGAAGCUUGGGCAGAGAAACGUGGUUAUAAAACGGCCAAGGCAGCUCGAAACGACGUGUACAGAGCAGCCAACAGCCUCCUUCGCCUGGCAGUGGACGGCCGCCUCAGCCUAUGUUUCUACCCUCCUGGCUACAGCGAACAGAGAGGCACCUGGGAGUCUCACCCAGAGACUGCAGAGCUGGUGCUGUCACAGGGCAGGGUGGGGCCGGCAGGUGAUGAGGAGGAGGAAGAAGAGGAGGAACUGAGCAGCUCCUGUGAGGAGGAAGGAGAGGAGGACCGGGAUGCAGAUGAAGAGGGAGAAGAUGAGGACACCCCAACUUCAGACCCUGGGUCCUGCCUAACGGCCCGGAACCCGUAUGCCCUGCUCGGGGAGGAUGAGUGCUGAGCGCCACCUGUACCACAUCCCCCUCGGCAGCUUUGCUUCUGGGCUGAGCUGGAGGGGUCUUCCCUUUGCCACCCUGAUUGUGAAUAAAGAUUGUCUGCUUUGUAGCCCCUUC
Molecule: messenger RNA, 2173 nt
Organism: Mus caroli (Ryukyu mouse)
Lineage: Eukaryota; Metazoa; Chordata; Mammalia; Rodentia; Muridae
Gene: Gnl1
Product: G protein nucleolar 1
Molecular function (GO): GTP binding; GTPase activity
Source: RefSeq, a predicted model, not a curated record